AUGGUUGGAAAGAAACCUUUAAGGUCACGAAGCAAUGGUCAUUGGCGUGCCUACAUUGAAAGCUCCGAGGACGAAGUCAGCAAAAGUACGGAAGGCGAUUCAUCUGGUGGUGAGGAUGCUACUAACGGUGGCUCCACGGAUCUGGUUCUCCCUUCUUUGCCCAAAUCCGAUGGUGAGGAGAAGGACGAAGGACCCUACUAUGACUAUGAUCAGGAGUCAGUUAAGAGUGACGAUGACAAAGACAAUGACAAGAAAGAGGACAUGAGCAGCGACGAAUACCUCAACAAUGCGAUGGAAAAGGCAAAGAAUGCUGCUCGUACAAAGAAAGCCCAAGAGGUCUUGGCUCGUCUCCAUGACCAGAAGCGACAGCAUGGAGAAGAUGUGACUUGGGUCGAAGACAAGAUGGUUGAUGUCAAUUCGUUUAUCCGCGACUUUCAUCACGAAUUGGAUCGACUCCUCCUCAAAGAAGGCGAGGAGAAUACGAUGGAGGUCAAGAACGGCUCAGCAAAGAAGAGAGGAAAUGAGGAGGUUGAAGGCCCUGACUUUGAUGACGAUGACCUUUAG
Molecule: messenger RNA, 564 nt
Organism: Seminavis robusta
Lineage: Eukaryota; Bacillariophyta; Bacillariophyceae; Naviculales; Naviculaceae
Source: the annotation of a GenBank genome assembly